Messenger RNA from Owenia fusiformis, 1668 nucleotides. The record is from the annotation of a GenBank genome assembly. NCBI's taxonomy places the organism in Eukaryota, Metazoa, Annelida, Polychaeta, Sabellida, Oweniidae.
UUCUAAACAUACUUCCGGGUUUAUCUCUGCAGUUUCUGGCCACGCAGCAUUCUACGCACCAGAUUAUCGUACCAGAGGACCCAUGUUGUUUCUCAAUGCUAAAUUGUAUUGGUUUCAUCGGCUGUAAGGAUUGGCCCAUAAAACUAGUGAACUGAGCAGGCCUCAUCGAGAAACACAUGACGACCGGUCCGGCGACCGGUCCUCACAAUCUGCUGCCUUUCAAAUGAAAUCUAUCCACUAACCACAUGCAUAUACAACAAUAUACAAUACCUUUAUUCCUACGGGGUUAGGCUAGGUCAUUGUGCUCCAAGACCAAGAGCAAUACACAUGUAGCUGGUGAGCCUCAGAAUUCACGGAGUAUAUUUCACCUAUUUAGCUUAAUACCUUCGUUCAGCGCAUUUGAUGCAUUUCUCGGACAGCCCCGGGGAAUUUCUUGACUCUCUUUCUAUGAUUGUGAAGCGAGGAAACUGUACUUUCACGUCCUAUUGCAAAUUGUAGCUGUCAGAUCCCAGACAAGAUCAGAUACAGAAAUUUGACAUUCACGAAAGAAGCGCCAACUUAACUAUGAGUAACCAAGGGUACGCUAAUCUCGAGAAUGACGUUCUGACCCCGCAAGAGGAAAAGAUAAGUGGUUGUGUACCAGAAGGUCCAACGACCAACCAGGCUGUACUGAGCCACCCAGUUCUCCCACCGAUGAACAUCGCUCCUGGAGGGCAUCAAAUACAACCACCGACGAACCAAGUAUUGAUGUCUCAGCCACCAUAUCCAUCACAACCCAUGGUGGCAAAUGUACCUCCACGAUCUACGUACACAGUGGCUCCGACUUCAGUCGAACCGAUAAAUACUAAUCAAAACUACGCCACAGGUUCAAGACCUGCAUGGGCCCAUAAUAGUGCAAUGGGACUAAGCAUCACCCUUAUAGUUUCUGGCCUCAUCAUGUUCAUCAUGAACAUCAUUGGCUUGACAACAGGUGUCAAAUUCGCCGUCAGUGGAGCUGGUUUUUGGGGUGGCGCAUUGAUGGUAAUCACUGGUGGCAUUGGGGUAUGUGCAUCAAAAAGAAAGUCUAACUGCACAAUCAUCAGUCUGAUGGUCCUCGCUAUAAUUCUGGCUGUGUUAAGUGCCUGCAUAUUUGGGGCACACACUGCAGGCACUAUUGUUGCAUCAGUUGAUGACAUAGAAUACAUGGAUGAAUAUGACCACUACCACUUCCACGAUUACGAGUCACAAGACCGCCAUGCAGGACAACCUCUAAGAAUUGCUUUUAAUGCAAUUAUGACAAUAUUUGCAUUGGUAGUGUUCCUGGUGUCUAUCAUAGCUUCUGCCUUGUCGUGCCGUGCAGUGUGCUGCCGAUCCAACUCGAAUAUGAUGCAGGUCGUGUAUGUUCCAGCCACUGGAUCCUGUCACGUGGCCCCACUCGCCCAGGGCCAGUUUGUGCCACACGGGGGAAACCUACAAUUUGCCUCUUAUCCACCACAUGGUCAGCUUCAGUCUCAGUACGUUCAGAACCAGGGGACGGUGGUGGGGCAGUCCCAAAAUAUGACGGCAGCAUUUUCACCGCACACUAGAGCAAAUGAUUACAACCCCGUUCACACACAGCGAGCAGACGAACAAAAUACAAAUGCAGCAGGAUGUGAAAGUAGUCCUCCACCGGCUUAUCAAGUAUCAUAA